UGCGAUGGCGGCAUCGACCGCAAGGGCAUCGAGAAGCGCGUCAGCCUGAUCAAAAGCGUUGCCCAGGUGAAGGGCACGCUGGCGUUCAAGAGGGACCAGUGGACGCAGGCUCUCAAGGAGGUGGCCAAGGAGAAUCUCAGUUUCAGGAGCCGAGGGGAGCAAGCGACGUGGCAGACCGAGCUGCAGAGACGUCUCUCUAAGAUGUGCCGCCACGCGGGCCAGUACCUGAUCAAGGAAUCGCCGCCGAAGUGGUUCAGAGCCUUGAAGAUCCCGAGGCCGCGCAUAGUGGGCGACGACAACGGCGACGAGGACUCGGGCGACUUCGAGAUGCAGGAGGAGGACGCCGAGGAGGAGAACCCUGAUGACUUUGCUCCUGACAGCGAGCUUGCAGAUGACGAGGCCACGGGCAGGGUGAACGCGGAGACCAAGGCUGAGCAGAAGUCCGAGACCAAGAGCGCCGAGAGCAAGAACCCCGAGACGAAGUCCGAGCCCGAGAGCGCCGAGAAGGAGUCCAAGCCGCAGGUGCAGUACGACCACGGGUACGAUGCAGACGCCCGCUGCGCUUUCAGGACGCGCAAGGGCGGCAAGAAGGUCUACCACCCAGAGUACGCGAUCAGCAUGCACGAGCCGCCAAACGCGAAGAUGACGGACAGCAUGUCUGCGACCUUCAAGAACACUGAUGGCACCCUGGAGACGGUGAUGGUGGCCCAGAUGACGGUCGCCAAAUGGCGGGCGAGUGCCGAUGGCAAGAAGGAGCCAGUCGACGGUGGCGGCGCAGGUGGCAAGAAAGAUCACCACCCCAUGAAGGCGACCAAGGGGCGCGCGGCCGACAGGCAGGGCUGGGUUGACACGGACAAGGAUGGCACUAAAGUCGAGGCGUUCAUCCGCAGCGACGACGCCAAAGGCAAACCUCCCAAAAGGCUCGCCGUCGUCGCGGUGGACGGCCACGCCGUGGUGACCAUCAACGCGCAGCACUUCGAGGAGACCGCCGAGAAGAACAAACAGGCGGCUGGCUUGGCGUGGGCAUCAGUCAUCGCGGAGAAGCUGGCAGCAGGGACGAUCGAUAAGGACGAGGCCAUCAACGCUAAGAUGGAGAAACUGUCGGAGAGCGGCUUCGAGUCGCGCGUGUCCAAAAAGAGGCCAGCGGCAGCGGUCAGUGCUUCGGCAGGUGCUUCAGCUACAGGUGCACAGAUGAAGAGGCCAGCGGCAACGGUCGAGGCCGACAAGCCGACACCUGCAGCUUCAGAGGGUGACGGCACGCCUGCUGCUGCGACCCCACCGCCCAAGAAGAAGGCGGAGUCGCCGAUCGCUCGCAAGACCCAGCUGUCGCCGCCGACUCCUUCAUCGGAUGAGGUGUCGGAGUGA
This is a messenger RNA of Prorocentrum cordatum, 1365 nucleotides long. The record is from the annotation of a GenBank genome assembly. Lineage: Eukaryota; Dinophyceae; Prorocentrales; Prorocentraceae.